AACAAGGCGUGGUUUAGCAACAACAGGUAACCACGUGGCAUUGUUAGGGCAAAAAGAAAGAGAAAAGCAGGAGACGAGAAAAUGCCAAAAUCCAAGAGAAACAGAGUUUAUUCACUGACUAAUACGCGUAAGAAAGGGUCAGAGCGAAAAGCGUCUCUCCUUCAAGAUGUCCGCGACUGCUGCGACCAAUAUUCAAAUCUUUAUGUGUUCAGCGUUGAAAAUAUGAGAAAUAGUAAAUUAAAAGACGUCCGUACUCAGUGGAAACACAGCAGGUUCUUCCUUGGCAAGAACCGGGUAAUGCAGCUGGCACUGGGUAACGAUGAGGCCCAGGAAUACAAGGAGGGAUUGCAUAAGAUUGCUAACUUUCUAAGAGGCAAUGUUGGUCUUCUUUUUACUAACGAGGACAACUCCCUGGUGAAGUCAUGGUUUGAGUCUUACUAUGAAAUGGACUAUGCCAGAUCAGGUUUUGUAGCUGAACAGAGAAUAGCUUUAGAAGAAGGUCCUUUGGAUCAGUUCACUCAUAGCAUUGAGCCCCAUCUCCGUUCGUUGGGUCUACCUACUAAACUUGAGAAAGGCAAAGUCAUCCUGUUACAGGAUCAUGUUGUCUGUUCUCCUGGCGACACACUCACUCCAGAACAAGCAAGAAUAUUAAAAUUAUUGGGUUUUCCGCUUGCAAAGUUUGAAGUUCGGCUCUUAGCUCACUGGUAUAAGGAUGGGAGUGUGACACGCCUCUCAGACCACACCCCCUGUGGCGGCUAUAACUCACAUGACGAGGAGGAAGAACCAGAAGAGUAAACUGGUUUUAAGAUUGAAAUGUGUACAAAGUUAAUUAAUUGAUGCUUUAUUUUAUCUGUGCAUCAGAUUUAAACCAAAAAAAUUAAA
Molecule: messenger RNA, 882 nt
Organism: Amphimedon queenslandica
Lineage: Eukaryota; Metazoa; Porifera; Demospongiae; Haplosclerida; Niphatidae
Product: mRNA turnover protein 4 homolog
Exons: 5
Coding region: 82-795 (237 amino acids)
Biological process (GO): rRNA processing; nuclear-transcribed mRNA catabolic process; ribosomal large subunit biogenesis
Cellular component (GO): nucleolus; preribosome, large subunit precursor
Molecular function (GO): RNA binding
Source: RefSeq, a predicted model, not a curated record